AGCGCCUCUUAAAGGUCCCCGCGCCCGCCCCGCCCCGCCUUUGGCCCGGCGCCCUGCCGCCCCGCAGUCCCCGCGUCGGGCCGAGGCCUGAGGCUGCCGAGUCCUGGGUGGACCCGGGAGGCCGGCAAAGCGGGGCGUCCGGAAGCUGCCGCCAUGGCCGUGGGGAACAUCAACGAGCUGCCCGAGAGCAUCCUGCUGGAGCUCUUCACCCACGUGCCUGCCCGCCAGCUGCUGCUGCGCUGCCGCCUGGUCUGCAGCCUCUGGCGUGACCUCAUCGACCUCGUGACCCUCUGGAAGCGCAAGUGCCUGCGAGAGGGCUUCAUCACCGAGGACUGGGACCAGCCCGUGGCCGACUGGAAGAUCUUCUACUUCCUGCGCAGCCUCCACAGGAACCUGCUGCACAACCCGUGCGCUGAAGAGGGAUUCGAGUUCUGGAGCCUGGAUGUGAAUGGAGGCGAUGAAUGGAAGGUGGAAGACCUUUCUAGGGACCAGAGGAAGGAGUUCCCCAAUGACCAGGUCAAGAAAUACUUCGUGACUUCUUAUUACACCUGCCUCAAGUCCCAGGUGGUGGACCUCAAGGCUGAAGGGUAUUGGGAGGAACUGAUGGACACCACCCGGCCGGACAUCGAGGUCAAGGACUGGUUCGCUGCCAGGCCAGACUGCGGGUCCAAGUACCAGCUGUGCGUUCAGCUCCUGUCCUCCGCGCACGCCCCUCUGGGGACCUUCCAGCCAGACCCAGUGAUGAUCCAGCAGAAGAGCGACGCUCGGUGGAGGGAGGUCUCCCACACCUUCUCCAACUACCCACCCGGCGUCCGCUACAUCUGGUUUCAGCACGGCGGCGUGGACACUCACUACUGGGCCGGCUGGUACGGCCCGAGGGUCACCAACAGCAGCAUCACCAUCGGGCCCCCGCUGCCCUGACGCCCCCUGACCCCCCGUCAGCUGAACCCUGACUGGUAAACUGCUGUCAGAGAAGGGCUGAGCUUGGGAAGGGGAGGUGGAAGCCAGGUGUCCCCCGACCUCCGAGUGCAUCCCUGCCCUGGUCAACUCUUCUCUGUGGAGCCCUCUGGGUCUGGGCAGCUGUCACGUGCUGUGGGGCCAGCUCUCCACUGAGGCCCCAACCCGAACUGCAGGGGCGGCCUGACCCCACCCCUCCAAGAGAUGGAGCCCGGGGCAGGGCGGGACAGGGCGACCCCGGCUUCCUGGAGAGUGGGUCUCCAGCUCCGACCAGUCCACCUCUGUGCCUCUCUCCCUGGGCCCUUUCUCCCUGUGUCCUUUGGGGGCCUUUGGAGCAGGGGCAGGUAAGACAUGACAAAUUUGUGACAGUCUUUAGUAAUGACAGAUCUGAAAGAUGACAGAUCUGAGAAGCAGAGGAAGGCUCGCCAGCCACCUGCCCUGUGGCCACCCCUGACCCUCACUGCCUGCCCGCUCACCAGAGGUGGCUUGGCCUGAGGCUCAGACCUGGUCUGAGAUGACAGGCCAAGCCCCAGGUGGGGUGGGGUGGCUGUGGGCUGGGUGUGGGCUGCCCUUACCGUCACCAAAGCCUGCAGCCAGGUGGGUACCUGGGGACAG
This is a messenger RNA of Sciurus carolinensis (gray squirrel), 1572 nucleotides long. It is a transcript of the gene Fbxo44, whose product is annotated as F-box protein 44. The record is from RefSeq and is a predicted model, not a curated record. The coding region runs from base 154 to 921 and encodes 255 amino acids. Gene Ontology annotation, molecular function: protein binding; ubiquitin protein ligase activity. Lineage: Eukaryota; Metazoa; Chordata; Mammalia; Rodentia; Sciuridae. The transcript has 6 exons. Gene Ontology annotation, cellular component: cytoplasm; SCF ubiquitin ligase complex. Gene Ontology annotation, biological process: glycoprotein catabolic process; SCF-dependent proteasomal ubiquitin-dependent protein catabolic process.